ACAAAAGAGAGAAACAAAAAACAAUCCAAUUCCAAUCACCCGUUCUCGACUUCGCUCUCUUUCUUUCACGACGAACAAAAUGAAACCCUACCCUUCCUUUCUAAAACAACCCUAUCUCUCUCCAUCUCAAUCCACCCCCUCCUAUCUCCCUCUAUAACGAUGAGAUGGAGGUCACCCCUUCUCCCCCGACGAAGGCGACGACGGCAAAGCGGCAGAGAUAUUGACGACAUCGACUAUGAUGGUUGGAGGUGAGCGGGAAAGGAAGGAGGAGAUGGAGCAGUCGCUGAUGGUUCAUUCGCGGCACCGUCGGCGACGGAGACGACUUAAUAUCGUCAACUGGGGUUUUCGAUUUGGGAUCGGACGAAGGAGAUAAGGUGGCCAACGACAAGGUUUGCCUGAGACAGAGGCCUGGCGGUGACGGGCAAGGGUUUUGACACUUUUUUAAUUUUUUGGGUUAUUUCCUUUUUUAUUGGAUUCUGAUUUCUAGGUUUUGGUGAAAGUGGAACGAGGAAAGGGAGAAGGAAAGGGAUUUUGAUUUCUAGUUCAAAGCAAAGGAUAUUUAAGAUUUGCCAUUGCUAAUCUAAAACAAU
Molecule: messenger RNA, 590 nt
Organism: Linum tenue
Lineage: Eukaryota; Viridiplantae; Streptophyta; Magnoliopsida; Malpighiales; Linaceae
Source: the annotation of a GenBank genome assembly